Messenger RNA from Coregonus clupeaformis (lake whitefish), 718 nucleotides. It is a transcript of the gene ankrd37, whose product is annotated as ankyrin repeat domain 37. Lineage: Eukaryota; Metazoa; Chordata; Actinopteri; Salmoniformes; Salmonidae. Gene Ontology annotation, molecular function: protein binding. Bases 206 to 718 code for a protein of 170 amino acids. The record is from RefSeq and is a predicted model, not a curated record. The transcript has 4 exons.
UUCCGACUAGUACUUGAACAAGGCAUCAAUCUAAUCUCACGUGUCAAUUGAGUAUAGGCUGCAGCCUGCUUUCGUGCUUGGGUUCUUUAAACCACCUGUAUAGGUUUAUUUACAACAAAGGAACGGCUGUGUGCGUAUCAGUUAGAAACCUCUAGGAGAAAUCAAAUUGACGUUGUUUUAGCUUUAUCUUGUGGGGAUACUGAUAAUGUUUCUGCUCGAUUCCGACUCACAGCUGGACUGUAUUCGUAAUUUAUUCGAAGGCGGAGAUGCUGUCAACUCAAGCAAUGUGUUGGGACAGUCCCCUGCACACUUGGCGGCAUGCAGCGGACAAGCCUUUUGUUUACUUUGGCUACUGCAAACGGGAGCUGAUGCAAAUCAGCAGGACAACAAUGGGGAGACACCCAUGCACAAAGCCGCCAAGGCCGGCAGUUUGGAAUGCAUCAGCGUGCUCGUUGCCAGUGAUGCCCAACUUGGACUUUGCAACAACGAGGGCAGAACCGCUGAAGAUUUGGCAUGGUUGUACGGAUUCAAGGAGUGCGGACGAUUCCUGAACACGCUCCAAAUGACGAGACUCCUGACGAUCAGCAGCACUCCUCUGAUGCCUACCGGGCCCGUAGCAUGCCCGCUGACUGGCCCCCAGAGCAGUAAGAUGGCAGGACAGAAGAGGGCACUCAUUGCCACCGGAGCCCAAGACGGAAAGAGGGCUCGAGGCUGGUGA